Messenger RNA from Galeopterus variegatus (Sunda flying lemur), 675 nucleotides. RefSeq names its product popeye domain-containing protein 2-like. Gene Ontology annotation, molecular function: cAMP binding. The record is from RefSeq and is a predicted model, not a curated record. The transcript has 2 exons. Bases 157 to 675 code for a protein of 172 amino acids. Lineage: Eukaryota; Metazoa; Chordata; Mammalia; Dermoptera; Cynocephalidae. Gene Ontology annotation, cellular component: sarcolemma.
CCCAAAGCCACCGGAAGCAUUCCUCCCAGGAAAGGUGGAGUUGGUGGUGAGAAGCUGGAGGUGAGAAGACACCUGGAAGGACAGAUUAAUUCAUUUUCUUAGUUUCCUAUGUGGAGACAGUAUUAGAGCCCAGCGAGGCUUUGGGACGGCCCAAAGAUGAGCACCAACAGCAGCAUGGUGGGCCAGCUGCUCUGGCAGGGGCCAGCAUGCACCAGCUGGAAGCAGGACUUUGAAGGGGCUCUCUACCACCUGGCCAACUGCUUCUUGCUCCUGGGCUUCAUGGGGGGCAGUGGGGUGUAUGGGUGCUUCUACCUUUUUGGUGUCCUGGGUAUGGGCUACCUGUGCUGCAUGCUGUGGGGCUGGUUCAGUGCCUGUGGCCUGGACAUUGUCCUGUGGAACUUCCUGCUGGCAGUGGCCUGCCUGCUGCAGCUGGUGUACCUGGUAUACCGCCUGCGCAAGGACACCCUUCCUGAGGAGUUUGACCUCCUCUACAAGACGCUGUGCCUGCCCCUGCAGGUGCCCCUACAGACAUACAAGGAGAUGGUUCACUGCUGUGAGAAGCAGGUCUUGACUCUGGCCACUGAGCAGACCUAUGCUGUGGAGGGUGAGACACCCAUCAACCGCCUGUCCCUGCUGCUCACUGGCCGCAUUUUCCAAGGGGAAACCAAAUCAUGA